AUGGAUCCCUUCGGGCCCAACCCGACGGAUCACGAUGUCCAGAAGCAUAUGAUGCUACGCAAUAUCUUCGAACACGGAUCCGCACAAUUACAGCAGCAAAAUACGCGUCCACGAUCGCGAGCACAACUUGCGCCUUCACCAUUCCCCAUUUUCGAAGACCACACCGCAGAGAUGCCUCUGCCUCACUCGCAACAGAGCUCACAGUCACAAGAGCUGUCGAACUUCCCAAACCUUCGCGACCAGACCGUACAGCCGGCACAACAUCUUUCGCAGCAGAGCUCAGGACCACACCUUGAGCCAUCCUUAUUCUCCCCACAUCUUCCCGUAUCCCAGGGACCAUCCCAUGGCAUGAUUAUGGGCCCGGUGCAGUACCAUCAAGCACAGCAGCUUGCGAUGUCAUCUCAAAAGCCCUACCCAUCACAGAUCCAUCGUCAACCAAUGAUGCCUUUCAACCCUCAGCCACCAGACCUGCCACAAUUCUCCAUGCCGGAGCAUGCUAAUGGGUACGGCAUGUCCCCCUCGAAAAGGCCACCGCCCAUCAUGCCGCCAAUGACGUACUCUAUGUCACAGCCAGCGCCUACUUAUAUGGUCGAACCUGUAGUUACAACCCCUCCAGCUCCGGCAAACUUCAGCUUUCAGCCAAUGAACCAUCCAUUGACUGGCACCGCUUUCAACCCAAAUUUGCAUACUUUCGAUGAGGUUGAACACGGUCCCUCAGCGGCGGCCAACGACAAUGCCGACUUCCCAUCGCCUGCUUACGACCGCCGACAUGCUCUCAAGCGGUCGUACUCGGAUGCCUCCUUCAUGCCCGACCGACCCAACAAACGCGCUCGGGUGGACGACAUUGAUCUCCCUUGCCCCAAUCCAGAGGACUUUGAUCCCGUAGUAGAUCACGCCCCGGGCGAAAAGCCGCCCCACAGCUAUGCUCAAAUGAUUGCUAUGGCGAUCCUCCGGGCACCACGUCGUCGACUGACGCUCAAUGCGAUCUAUGGAUGGAUCGAACAAACCUUCUUGUUCUACAGAGAGAAAAGCGCAGCCGCGCCCCACAAGGACAAGAAGAGCUGGCGCAAUUCGAUCAGGCACAAUCUUUCCCUCAACCCUGCGUUCGUCAAGGUCCCACGCCAGAAAGACGAACCUGGUAAAGGCUGCUUCUGGGUGAUUCCACAAGGAAAAGAGCAACAGUUCCUCAAAGCCAAAAAUCGUCCGGCAAACAGCCAACCAAACAUGAUGAUGCAUGGUAUGCAGACGUCUAUUAUGCAAGCUGAACCGAUCAUGUCGAUACCACAUCCCAAUCCUCGCGUUGCAACCUUAGGACCGAGCCCCAUAAUCGGAGCUCCCCAUACUCUCGAAAGGCCCCAUACGGCUCCUCCGCUCCCGGAGCUGGGCUUGUCCUCGGAUGCAACAAUUGAAGAGUCUGAUCCGGUCGUCAUUGAAGAGGACGAGGAGGAAGAAGAGACGCAGGUUCCAGCAGAGGUCACGCACGAUCCAUCGCCCACGAUCUCACUAUCAGAUGGCCUUGAUUCAUCGCUCCUGUCGUUGCGCCAAAACAUCGACGUUCUGAAUCAUCGCCAAGCUCAAUCCGGAUGA
Molecule: messenger RNA, 1587 nt
Organism: Cyphellophora attinorum
Lineage: Eukaryota; Fungi; Ascomycota; Eurotiomycetes; Chaetothyriales; Cyphellophoraceae
Product: Forkhead protein sep1
Exons: 1
Coding region: 1-1587 (528 amino acids)
Biological process (GO): regulation of transcription by RNA polymerase II
Molecular function (GO): RNA polymerase II cis-regulatory region sequence-specific DNA binding; DNA-binding transcription factor activity, RNA polymerase II-specific
Source: RefSeq, a predicted model, not a curated record